This is a messenger RNA of Octopus sinensis (East Asian common octopus), 783 nucleotides long. RefSeq names its product NUAK family SNF1-like kinase 1. Gene Ontology annotation, molecular function: ATP binding; protein serine/threonine kinase activity. The record is from RefSeq and is a predicted model, not a curated record. The transcript is spliced from 6 exons. Gene Ontology annotation, biological process: intracellular signal transduction; protein phosphorylation. The coding region runs from base 89 to 775 and encodes 228 amino acids. NCBI's taxonomy places the organism in Eukaryota, Metazoa, Mollusca, Cephalopoda, Octopoda, Octopodidae. Gene Ontology annotation, cellular component: cytoplasm.
UUUGACCGUUGCAAAUUGUUGUUCUUAUUUUCAGGCUGUUCACAAAACGUCAUCUGGCCGAAGAGCUGCCACAUUGUACUGUGUGUGUAUGGAGUACGCAGCAGGUGGAGAACUAUAUUCAUUCAUAAAAAUACACCCUGAAAAUCGGUUGCCCGAAGAUCGGGCCCGUCCUUACAUUAGGCAGAUAAUAUCGGCCGUUCAUUAUUUACAUGAACGAGGUGUGGCCCAUCGGGAUUUAAAAAUGGAAAAUAUUAUGUUGGACGAGAAGAAAAAGAACAUCAAAAUUGUUGAUUUUGGGUUAAGCAAUACGUUUUCUAAAGACAACCUUAUGAAAACCCACUGCGGAUCACCAGAAUAUGCUGCACCAGAAUUAUUUAAUCCUUCCGAGAAAUAUGGGCCAGAAAUCGAUAUUUGGAGCUUGGGGAUAAUUUUCUAUACAAUGCUGGUGGGAAAACUACCUUUUACAACUCCAUCUUCUGACCAGUUUCGAAGAAGAGAAUUACAGUCGCAAAUUGAGAAAGGCCUUGUGAACUGUCAUUUUAAAGAAAUGAUGCAUUUAACACCAGAAUGCAAAGAACUAAUAAACAAACUAAUAGAACCAUCCCCAAGCUUACGUCUUCCGCUUAUGGAUGUCGAAAUCCACCCGUGGGUUACGUUAGAAGCAAAAUUUCCCUUCCACCCUUUCCAGUCGUUUCUCAAAGAUAAACAGAUGAAAAAUCAGGUGAGGCCUUCAUUCCAUACCCCAGGUGUCAUUUCUAUUUUGAUCGUUAAUUGAUUAAACUG